Penicillium angulare is the source of this 2598-nucleotide messenger RNA. Its product is annotated as putative PHD finger domain protein. Gene Ontology annotation, cellular component: RSF complex. The record is from RefSeq and is a predicted model, not a curated record. The coding region runs from base 1 to 2598 and encodes 865 amino acids. NCBI's taxonomy places the organism in Eukaryota, Fungi, Ascomycota, Eurotiomycetes, Eurotiales, Aspergillaceae. The transcript has 4 exons. Gene Ontology annotation, biological process: regulation of DNA-templated transcription.
AUGGGUACGCGAAAGCGCACUCGUUCUGAGGCAGUCCCUGCCCCAGAGGAGCCGACCACCGAAGAGCCAGGCCUGUUGCAACAGAUUCGCAGUAGCUGGGAAUUCGCGAGUCUCAUGCAAUAUAUCGCCAUGUUCGGGAAAGUAAUGAAGAUUGACGAGGACUUCGAGAUCGAAGACCUAGAGGACGAGUGCCUCAAGCCCGAGCCAUCGCAUAGACUACUGGAGAUCGGUCUAUGUCUGUUGAAGUGGAUUUCUUCGCACAGGGGUCUCACAUUUGAGAACUUUGAUGAAUACACUCGCCGACAGUACAACGCGAAGGCGCCGCAUAUCCCCAACCCUUUUGGUCAGGAUGAAGAACCCCUUAAGUUCCUGCAGUUCGAUGUCUUUCUUAAACUUCGCGUCCUGCACCAAUUGUCUGUGUGGACCUUCUGGAACGCCGACCGCAUCCGGGAGAAGAUACCAGAGAAGAAAGAGAGCGAACAGCUUCAAUGGCGCAUAGAAGAGUUCGGAUAUGACCAAGAGGGUCGGUCCUAUUACGUCCUAGAUGACAAUCGCCUUUACCGCCGUACGGAUCCGCCUAUCCCCGCGCCUCAACGCCCUAAGAAAAAGCCCAAGAGCCGUUCGUCCCGUACCUCUCGAGCCUCUAGACGCGUGUCAGCCCUCGCCGCCGAAGAACCAGAAGACGAGAGUAAGACUGAUACAGCAAACGGUACCGCCCCUGAAUACCAGUACAAAUGGGAGUGCAUCGCGGUCACCUUGCCGGAAUAUCAAGAGUUCUUGGAGACUAUCCGAAAGAGCAAGGAUCCCGAUGAACAGUAUCUCCGUGACCGGAUCGAGGAGCACGUUAUGCCACUACUAGAGAAGGCCGAGGAGUCGCAACAACGCAAGCGCAUUAAGCGUGAAAAGGAAUUGCAUAACUUGCAAAUGCUAGCGGGGGCCAAGCGCUCUAGCCGACUUGCUCAGAAGGAAGAACGCGAUCGUGUCGAGAAGGAAGCUGCUGAAACCGCUCGUAAGCACGAGAAUGAUCUCGCCGAAGCUCGACGUGAGCAGGCAAAAAACCAGCAACUCGAGAAAGAGCGGCAAUCACGCAUGAUGACCCGUGAGCAACGUACUCGAGAUCGUGAGCAAAAACGCCUCAUACACGAGGCAGAGCUUGAGCGAAUCGCAGCGGAGCAGGAGAAGCUGGAACGUGGUGAAGGCAGAGUCUCUGCACGAAAUCUCAAAGCAGAAUUGGAAAAAUCCCAGAAAAACCUGAAUGAUCUGACUCAAGACGAUGAGUGGAUAUUUGAUUGCUCUGGCUGCGGUGCAUAUGGUGAGAAUCUUGACGAUGGUAGCCAUAGCGUUGCAUGCGAGAAAUGCAAUGUCUGGCAGCACAGCAAAUGUCUUGGAAUUGCAAUGGAAGAUGCUGAGAAAGAUGACUUCCACUUUGUCUGUCGCGAUUGCAAGCGUAAGGCAGAAGAGGCAAACAAGCCUAAGAUUCCACCUCUGAAGUUCCGAGUCAGUUCUUCUGCAUCGCCCCAUUCUACUCCGCCAACGGCCAAGAAACAGAAGAUGGAAGAUGAUGCCAUCGCUCCUCCAUCUCCUGUGAAGCAGACUCAUGCUGCUCUAUCUAGCAUGCAGAAUGGGGGACCGCGUCCGUCUACCGAGUAUCCGGCUGCGGCGGCGUCUCCUGCUAAGCCGUCUCUCCCAUCUCUAACAUCUCAAGGUCAAUUUUACCCUCCCUCCUCUCCUCAGCGUCGUUCGCAUCACAUAAACCAAACCCCUUUACCAUCAUCCAGUCCUCCUCGACCUCCAUUCUCCCCACCAAAGAAUGGCCCGAUGUACCCUUCUCUGGGUCAUCAGCCGCAACUUGGACAUCACCAGGGUGGUCUGCCGCACAUGCCAGGACCGCACCUGCAUCAACUUCCACCUAUGAAUUUGCCUUCACUGCCCGCUAUGAAUCCUGUACGGCCAUCUUCAUCCCACUCUGGUCCUACCCAGACUCAACCAUCUAUGUCACCCACGCAAGGUAACCAUGAAGUUGGCCCGUUAGCAGGAUUCCCGCAUACAUCGGGCGCGGCGAACGGAUCAGGCUAUAAGCCAUUUGACCCAUACUCGAACUAUUCUACGCCUCGACCUCAGUCCGGACAUGGAGCCCCGCCUUCUAUGUCUAGUAACUACCCAUCGUUUUCUGCCGCUGCAACCCCCAAUGGAAACCACUCCACUCCUCCCCAUAGCUCCCAUGGGAUGGGGAUGUCUGGAAUCAGCCCUAUGAAGCAAUCCCCUCGAGCUGUGACAUCUGGAAGUGGCAUUGCCGGUGCGCCAGUCUUACCUCCAAUCCGCAAACUGGAGCCCAGCCCCAAACUCAUGGGCCGCAGCUCACCGGAUGCCCCGAUUCCUCCGCCUGUAAAAUGCAUGACACCUGAGCAAGCAGAGCGCCGUGCAAGGGAAAAUGCCUCGCUGUUCAACCAGGGUCCCGGAUACCCAGCCCAUAGCCAGGGUCAUCCCAUGUCUUCCCCAUCUUUCGACCGUAUCCCUCCCUUGGGCCCUGCAGUCACGCAACAAUAUCCAGAGCCUGUACCAUCGCCCCAGCGUGGUGGUGAUGCACAUCGCCAGUGA